Molecule: messenger RNA, 2408 nt
Organism: Photinus pyralis (common eastern firefly)
Lineage: Eukaryota; Metazoa; Arthropoda; Insecta; Coleoptera; Lampyridae
Product: zinc finger autosomal protein-like
Exons: 2
Coding region: 698-2230 (510 amino acids)
Biological process (GO): regulation of transcription by RNA polymerase II
Cellular component (GO): nucleus
Molecular function (GO): DNA-binding transcription factor activity, RNA polymerase II-specific; RNA polymerase II transcription regulatory region sequence-specific DNA binding
Source: RefSeq, a predicted model, not a curated record
UUGAAGACACGGCACUGAAGACAAUUAAGAGAUGGGUCGCCGCAUAUGAAUAAGGCGGUCCUCGGUUGCGGAUGCUACACCCCUAAAGUAGAAGGUUCGAGGGUCCUCGGAUCCUUUUGUACCUUAGCUCUAGAAUUCUAGCAUCCGAGUUCCCUCUCACGGUAGGAAGAUAUUAGUUACGUACAGCAAGGCACACACAUUCGUGAGUGUUACGAGUCACCCUAACCUAAAUACACAAAGCAUUAUAUGCCCUACUUCACGGAAGACAAGGUUCAACAUUUAUGUGCACCAUAUAACUCGGAUAAACGUGGCAUAAAAUAAACCUGAGAUAUCGAAAUGCGAUAUUACCGCUACCAGAAACAAGUGACGCCAAACCAAACAUCCAGCGGCAAUUACAAAAAAUAUAUCAACGGAUGGUGACGGCGGUGGCUCAUAUCCCCACAAUCUACUUAACUGGUCUGGUUCCAUCCGAUGAUGAAGUAUACACGGUAUUUGGAGGAUAUUGACAUCUCAAUGCUUGAAGAAUGGCUAAAUAAUAAACAACGCGCAAGGAAAAUUUAAGUUAUUCAACAUACGAAAAACAAUCAUCUUGUGUAUGACGUACCAAAAGUGGCAACGCUGCGUGAACGUAACCUCAAAAAAUUUGUUUUUUUUUCUUCAUUUGUGCAUUCAGUGGCGUUAGGAUUUGCCUGUAACCAUGUCUGAGGAAGACUGCUUUGUUUUUCUUGAACCGAAACAAGAAAAAGAAAUCAAUGAAUCCAUAGACGAGGAUGAUUUUGUAACCAAUGAGAUCUUGGCGAAUAUAAAAAAGGAAUGGACGGAGAAUGGUAACAAGCAGGAGGCUGAACUUUACUUGCAUUCUGCGCAACCCCUUGCAUUUAUAGAAGAGAAAAUCGGUGACAAUGCAACAGUGAUGUGCCAUUGUGGUAGUUGCCCGUACGUGACUGCAUGCAAGAAGAGCAUCAAAGGGCAUUUUUUACAGUGUGCCAAUUCCAAAGAGUCCCCGAGUGGACCAUAUUAUUACACUGCAUCGCUGAAGAAUCAACAGAACAUUUCUAAAGUGCUUCAUUGCGGUCUGUGCUCGUAUUCAACAAAAUACAAAACUAAUCAACGAAAGCAUGGUUUCACACACAAAUCGAGAACACUGAAAUGUGAUCACUGUAGUUACUCAACGAAUAAUCAGCAAUAUUUAAAUCAGCACCUUCAGAAACACGGCAUAUUUAAGGAGUUCAUUUGCUCCCUUUGCAAUUACAAGGCGAAGAAUGCCAAAGACCUAAAACAACACGUCUCAUACACUAAAGAUCCAAGGGAAUUCAGGUGUUUUCAUUGCGAUUACGUCACUAAAAUGAAACACUGCCUGACACGUCAUCUCUUAACACAUCAGAAAAUCAGACAGCUGGAUUUCAAAUGUGAACAAUGCAGCUACGCAACGGAUGACAGGACAGUUUUAAAACGACAUCGACUAACGCACUCCUCCAAGGACUUUAAAUGCACCCACUGCAAUUAUGAGACGAAUAUCAAGAUUUAUUUAUCUCGACACCUACUAAAUCAUAAAACCUCGAUCGAUUUCAGAUGUGCACACUGCGAUUAUGCCACGAAUAUUAAACAGUGCCUUAAGCUGCACGUCUUGACACACAAAGUUGCCAAAGAUCUAUACUGUGACAAGUGCAGUUAUAAGACGACGAACAAGAUGUACCUAAGAAAACACCUCGUACGUCACACGCUAUCCGAAGUCUUCAAAUGUGUUCUGUGCGAUUUCGCAACGGGUGUUAAACAACGUCUGGAACGUCACCUCUUAAUUCACGACACCUCGAAAUUGUGGCAAUGCGAGAUUUGCAAUUAUAAGACAAACGUUGAGCCGUACUUUAAUAAACAUCUCUUAAUACAUAAAAGCAUAUUCAGAUGCUCCCAUUGUCAUUUUAAAACGCACCUGGAGAAAUAUCUACGACGACAUCUCCUACAUGGCGAUCACAAGGUGACGAAAGAUUUCAAAUGUGAUGAGUGCGAUUAUGUGACGCAUCACAGGGGUACUUUCAACUAUCACCUAAAAAUUCACAAUAAAUCCCAACAAUUUAAAUGUGAACAGUGCGAUUAUCAAACACAUAACAAGAAAAAUCUGAAGAAUCAUGCCGUCAGACACACAAACUCGAGUGUGUUUAAAUGUGACCAUUGUGAUUUUUCGACGUCUUGGAAGAAGUAUUUACCGCAACAUCUGCUGAGGCACAAGUGAGGAAGUUGCUUCGUGUCUGACACUACAUAGGUCAAUGAGUUCUCUUGUUUUGAAUUGGACAGAAACCAAGAACUGUAGUAGAGCUGUAUCCGUCACGUCUAUAAUAUUUUAUUUGUUAUUCACUUAUAAAUAACAGUGAACAAAUAUUGUGAAAGUAGGACAAAGGAUUAAGCUCAAA